This is a messenger RNA of Ailuropoda melanoleuca (giant panda), 2353 nucleotides long. RefSeq lists its product as uncharacterized. NCBI's taxonomy places the organism in Eukaryota, Metazoa, Chordata, Mammalia, Carnivora, Ursidae. The coding region runs from base 12 to 737 and encodes 241 amino acids. The transcript is spliced from 2 exons. The record is from RefSeq and is a predicted model, not a curated record.
CGGAUUAGGAGAUGCCGGAUCGAGAGGUAGGAGGGAUCAGGAUAGGGAAAGGCGCAAAGGAGCAGCCUGUGAAAAGGCGGGGAGGGAGAGCAGGGGGUGCUGUCUGCGGAGAGGGAAGGCUUAGAAACCUGGUGGAGAGAGGACGCUGGAAAAGGGGCAGAGGUCGGCCUCGCAGGGCCAAGCCACAAGCCUUCGUCCCCUUCUCUCCCCGCACAACUCUUCCACUUCCUAAGCUGUCAACCCUGGGCGGCGUGGGGGCGCCUAGAAGCGGAGAAAGGAAUCAGGAACGUAGAGAAAUUGGGGCACGAGGAAGUGGGUCUCAGCCAAAUGGUGCGCAAUUGGACGCAUUUAUUCCAGCGAUUUUUAUGGAGCUCUCGAAGGGGUCCUCAAAGUGCGUCCAACUAGGGGAGCCGCCUAUAAAACUUUUCCUUUGCGCCUUGGCACGCGAGACCGCUACCGAGCCGUCUGACUUGCUGCGUGGCUGCGUAGGGGACCUAAUUUGGGAAGAAGAAACCUUUUCGGAAUCGGAAGAAAGGGACAAUCCUGAUCCGCCCUCCAGAGAAAGGCACCGCGAGAGGGGCACCUCCCACGGGGCCGUUGUAUCGUUUACCAUCCGGGACAGGGAAAGUAUAUUGAAGUGUGUGCUUCCCGUGAUGGACCCUAGGAAAACAGAAGGUGCUAGGGACAAGGCCUUCAUGAAAGAACACUGCGACAAUAAUCAACUGGUCCCCAUCUGAACCUGAGGGCUUCUGUGAACAUGGCUGGAGGGAGCAGAGACUAUGACUUCCGUCUACCACAAAGACAAAAAAAUAAGCUAGGAAAUGGCCAUAUUUAUUUUAUUCUUUUGAGUGCCAGUUGUGCGCCAAGCCCUGUACUGGGUGCUGAGAUGACAAACAUCAACUAGACACGUUACUGAAUUUUACAUCUAGGAGGAGACACAGCCAUGUCUACGAGGUAAAUAAGUCAUGAAACAAUGAGUUGAAUGUCAUAGCAAAGCUUAAAGAAAGUGCUAUGGGAAUAUAGGGGAUGGAAAGAUCGGCUCUGCUGGGGGGUCAGAGACUUCCUCACCAAAAUAGUACUUGCAGUGGACCUGGAAAUAUGGGUACAAUUUAGAUGGGCAGGAAUGGCCAUUUAGACAGGCGGUGGGCACAUAAAGAGAACACUCGAGGCUGACGGAAAGCAAUGAUUAAAGGUCUGGGAUUGGAAUGUCAGCUGCAUGGUGGGGGAAGCAGGAAGCAAGCAGCUUGGCUUCCUUUUCUUCUACAGAAUUUUCUGGGAUUUCUGUUCAGAAUUUAGGUGUCCCUGUAUUAGUUUUAUUUGUCUGGGAAUGGAACAUUUUUGUCGCAGAGAGAACAUGUCACCAGUAUACUGAGAACAAGUACUUGAGCUCCCAAAAGUGGUUAAAGGCUUUUAAAAUUGGCUUCUAUCCACUCAGUCAAACCGCAGUGGAGAUGAGUUAAAAGAGCCGAGUGUUUAUUUGAAUAUUUGAGUGUAUGUGAGUGCAUAUGUAUGGGGGGGACACCAUGCUCUAGCUCCUUUCUUCAUGCCAGCAGCCCAUCCAGUGCUCCAGCUGAAAAGUCACUUAUAAUAAAGACCACGUCCUGUGGUUGGCCAGACAUGACGACUUUUAACUUCUUGGGGUCCAGGUAAGAUGGUCCUCUGCUGCAGGUCACGCUCCUAGCUCCCCCAUUCAUUGAUUUCAAAAUCUUCAAUCACCAGAAUAGUCUUUGGGGAAACGAUCAGGAAAUAAACAUUGAACUCUGCAAAUAAUUCCAUUUUAAAAUCUUACAGAGGCCAAAGACAGGUGGGUAAAGCAAGGGAGGUAGCUCGGUGCUGUUUCUUUUAUAAAUGUAGGGUACUGAGUCACAUGGGGUCCUCUGAACAUUUACUCAUCAUCAUCCCACACUUACGGGGAAGGGGGCCAAUAUUAUCCCUGGUCGCUCCUCUAACUCAGUCAUGACCUCGCAGCUCUAGGAUAGAUAAUGUGGUAGAGAAGGAGGAAGGAAGACUGGGGAAGAGGGAGUGGUUUUGAGUGUUGACUAUUUCGUGUGAUUUAUUAAAUAGUAUACUGAAAGUGAAAAAAACAGCAUAGCUGUAUGGGGACAGAAUGGUCAUCCAUGUACCAGUUGUUCACCUUUGUAAUCGUGAGGCUGCCUGGGACCUGUGGCUGCCACUGCCUAGCGUCACAAGAGAGGGUCAUACCGCAUAUCAUCCAGAAAAGAUCACAGUUCAAAAUUCGAAGGACCGGUUUCUACUGAACAUGCAUCGCUUUCCAACUAUUGUAAAGUAAAAAAAGAACAAAAACAAAACUUUUUUUAAGUUGAACCAUUGUAAGUCAAGGGCUAUCUGUCUA